This is a messenger RNA of Vigna umbellata (rice bean), 1112 nucleotides long. RefSeq names its product vacuolar acid trehalase. The record is from RefSeq and is a predicted model, not a curated record. NCBI's taxonomy places the organism in Eukaryota, Viridiplantae, Streptophyta, Magnoliopsida, Fabales, Fabaceae.
CUGUGUGUGUAAGAGUCAUAGUGGAAGAAAUUGGAAAGUAGUGAGGAAAAUCAUGUCAUCUGCUACUUCCAUUGGAUUAUCAGCAAAUUCGUGGUUGCGCUAUCACGUAUCAAUGCCUCCUUCAUGUUUUCCAGUUUCAGUGUCUUAUUCUUCUUCUUCAAACUCUUCUAAGUUCUGCCAUUAUAUUCGGAGAGCAUCCUAUGAAGGUCUUCCUAAUGAGGUGGUUGAGGACUCCAAAUUCGUUCCUUUGAAUGCAGAGGAUCCUAUAUAUGGUCCACCUGCCUUAUUGUUGUUGGGCUUUGAAGCAGAUGAAGCUUUGAAGAUCCAACAGCUUUUAAAAGAGUUAGAUGGUGAAUUCCUCAAGGUCAUCUAUUGCACAGAAGACAUGAUUACAAGUUCACUUUGGGAGGCAAUGCAUACAACACAACAGAGUCUGGAAGAGGUCAAGAUAGCCAAGUCACUUCCCCGGAUAUGUUUCUUGUCUGGUUUAAGCGGAGAGGAGAUGAUGAUGUUCAUAGAUUCUUUUCCGGAAACUGGACUAAAACCAGCUGCAUUUGCUGCACUUGUUCCUAACAGUGCUAAUAAACCCCUGCAGGAAUUGAUAGAAGAAGUAAAGGGGGACCAUGAGACGUUGACUGGAGAAGAGUUAUGAAAAUCUGAAUUCCCAUUUAAUCCAAGGAAGCAAUGGGAAAAGCAACCUGUUCUGAUAAAUCUACACUAAUAAAUCUCAAUCACGAUAGGAAUUUAAGUGUAGAAAAUUUGUUAUUGUUCCCAACUGUUUUACAUAGUACUUAAUUGGAUAUUCUGUCGUUAGUAGUAACUUCUGGAAAAUAUGGAUGGAAUCUUAUUCUGUGGUAAAUUGUAUAUUCUAAAACUCAUAAAUUUGUACUGAAAGUUGAGCCUUAAGGCAGAACAAAAUUUUAAGCAAUUUUUGGAUGACGUUUGACCAAUAAGAGUUGUAAAAGUAUUUAGUCGUGUUAAGAGAAUAUUCUGAACUUGUAAAAAUUAAAUGUUUCUCAUCCACAAAAUUCAAUCGGGAAACUUUGCUCAAGAAGAUAUCAUUCAAUAUUUGAACCAACAAUUUCUCGAAUCUGAAAUAAAGAGAGUUAACU